AUGAGGUUCUCAAGGAUACCAGGCCUACUAGCCCUCGGGCUGGCAGGAUAUGCGUUGGCUCAGAGCGGAGAGGCUACAUGCGCUAUUAGCACCAUCACGACUACUGCAACAACUACCGCGACGACGACCGCGACGACUACCAAGACGAGUACCACCACGAGUACCGCAACGACUACCUCAACGACUACCGCGACGACUACCGCGACGACUACCACGACGACCACCGCGACUAUCUUCAAGGAAGCCACCACCAUCUACUGGUCAACCAUCUUUGUUGAACCCAGUGCCUGCGCCACUACCCCUGUAACUGUAGAUGGCAACAGCGGAGCUUUCUCGUCCUCGACGUCAACCGCCAGUGUACGGGUUGACGCCGUAACAGCAGCUGACGUAACAGCGGCUGCGGGCACGACUGUUUCAGUUAUUGUCGAAGCCAUUUCUAGAAGUGAGACCACUUCUGGUGUUACGACCACCAUCGCCAGCCUCGUUGUUGACCCUACUGCGACUAGCGAUGCGACAAACGAUUUGAGCACCAUAGCCACUAAUGGCGAGGUCUUCACCUGGACGGGCGAUGCUCCUACAGCCACCUCUUCCGUGCCAGCCCCAACAUACACUAACUCGCCAAACAAUGGCUCCUUACCGGCUCCUGGAUCUCUGUCCUCCAACGUGACUGCUCCUCAGACUGGUAACCAAGGUGGUUCGUGCAACAGUCCAACUGACCGAAGCAAAUGGUGCGAUGGGAGGAGCAUCAGCACCGACUACUAUGCAGCCGAGUACACGACUGGGCAGACUUGCUCGUACGACUUUACAAUUACCAACACCACCAUUGAUUUCGAUGGUAGUGGGCCAAAACUGGCCUUUGCAAUCAACGGUCAAGUUCCCGGGCCGCUAAUUGAAUGCAAUUGGGGCGACAUUCUGCAGGUCAACGUCCACAACCAGCUGCAGGACAAUGCUACCUCGAUCCACUGGCAUGGAAUCACGCAGAAAGGGACCAAUGAUCAGGAUGGUGUUCCUGGCAUUACCGAGUGUGGCAUUGCUCCUGGAUCUUCUCGAACGUACACCAUGAAGCUCAAUCAAUACGGGACCGGAUGGUACCAUUCUCACACCAUGACCCAGUACGGGGACGGCAUUCGUGGACCCAUGAUUGUCCACGGCCCUGCCACAGCCAACUACGAUAUCGACAUGGGCACUGUCAUGAUCGACGAUGUCUUCGAGGUAACCGCAGCUCAAAUGAAUGAACGAAUCAUCCAGACCGGCCCUACUGGUACCGUAAACUACCUGCUCAACGGCAAGAACACCCUCCCUGACCUCUCGGCUGGCCAACAUUCUCUGUGGUCGGUCCAACCAGGAAAGAAGCAUUUAUUCCGCCUCAUCAACUCCGGUGUACAAAACAUGUAUACGGUGCACUUCGAUAACCAUGUGAUGACGGUGAUUGCUACCGACUAUGUCCCUAUUGUCCCAUACACGACCGAGUGGCUGCACAUCGGUAUUGGCCAGCGCUAUGAUGUCGUCGUCGAGAUGAACCAGCCCGUCGCCGGCUACUUCUUGCGGGCGGUCACUCAGACCGGGUGCCCCAGCAGUUGCGACAACGGCGGCCUCGGAAACGCCAACGGCAUCAUCCUCUACGAGGGCGCUGAGGCCAUUCUGCCGACGUCGACCUUUGGCAACCGCACGUCCGCCGAUUUUGCCAUCUGCCAGGACGAGCCGAUCGCUUCGUUGGUGCCGUUUCUCGAGAAGCCUGCCGGCUCAGCCGACGAGUUCGCUGCUACAGCUUCUACGCUGCCAGCUGGGAACGUCGCGCGGAUCGCAACCAGCGACGAUGGCGUUGUGGUCCGCUGGUUCUUGAACAAUGGCGCCAUCAACGUCAAUUACACCCAACCGACUCUUCAGACCAUUGCAGAGCAUGGCAAUCGUUCACUCAUCUCGAACCCGAUCGAGCUGAAUGUGGUCAAUCAAUGGGUCUAUUUCAUCAUUCAGAACCAGUUCUUCGCGUCGCAUCCGAUGCAUUUACAUGGCCACGACAUGAGCGUGCUGGGCCAGGGUACCGUCACCUGGACGCCAAGCUUGGUAUCGACGCUCAACUUCAAGAACCCGACAAGGCGCGACACGGCCAUGCUGAUGGGCUCCUCUGGGCCCGGUAACCCACCCGGCUACACGGUGAUUGGCUUUGAGACAGACAACCCUGGUGCUUGGGUGAUGCACUGCCACAUUGUUUGGCAUGUCGAUGGCGGCCUUGCGCUCCAAUUCACCGAGCGGCCGGCGGAUAUCCUGCCCUACGCCAGUUCUGCAGCGUUUCAAGAAGAAUGUUCUAGCCUCGUCGUCUGGCAGGCUGCCCACCCGGCUGGAAUUCACGCCCCAGGCGCAUCCGGCCUGAAGCGCCGUACAUAUUUCGACGCUUACCUUGAGGCUCGUUCCGGAGAUGUCGUCCGCCGUGGAGAGUCCCCCGAGAAGCAGUAUCUCGGGGCCCACCUCAGGCGAGGACUUGGAGACGGACACAAACUUCGACAUGUGCGGCGGUAA
Messenger RNA from Capronia epimyces CBS 606.96, 2517 nucleotides. RefSeq lists its product as uncharacterized. The transcript has 3 exons. The coding region runs from base 1 to 2517 and encodes 838 amino acids. Gene Ontology annotation, molecular function: oxidoreductase activity; copper ion binding. The record is from RefSeq and is a predicted model, not a curated record. NCBI's taxonomy places the organism in Eukaryota, Fungi, Ascomycota, Eurotiomycetes, Chaetothyriales, Herpotrichiellaceae.